AUGUUUUUAAAAGCAUUUUUUUUCCUACAUAACCAUAUCUUGUAUCAACCAAAGCUAUAUAACUUUACUGUGGAUAUAGAUUUAUGUGCACGUAUUCGCUGUCAUCCACAAGCUCAGUGUGAGUAUGGGUUCUGCCGCUGUAAAUAUGGUUAUAAAGGUGAUGGCUAUUGGAAUUGUGAGCCUAUUCAAAGUGAUCUAUGUCGGGAAGAACAAUGCCAUCAGUUCGCCAGAUGUGUUGAAGGUCGAUGUCGUUGUUUGGAUGGAUAUGAAGGAGAUGGCUAUCAGAUAUGUAAUCUAGUGCCUGGAGUAACAUCAGCAGAUUGUGGUAAUUGCAAUGGAAUUCCUUUCAAAGAAAUAGCUCAGUGUGUGGGUGGGCGGUGUGUUUGUGCCCGUGGUUUUAUUGAAGUUCAAACAGGGGUCUGUAUGGAAUGUGUGCAGGAUAAUUGUCACCGAGAUGCCGUCUGUCGACCGGACAAUAGAUUUAAUGGUGCAUACUCAUGUCAUUGUAAAGCUGGUUUUGUUGGUGAUGGAGUAUCAGUUUGCAAGCAUGAGAGUGUAGGUACAGAGGAUACUACAGCUCAACACCCCUAUAACCCUACAUGUGAUGGAGGCUGUAGGAUACGAAACUCAGAAUGUGAUCGAUAUACUGGAACGUGUAAAUGUCGAUCUGGUUAUGAUGGAGAUGGAGAGAGAGGUUGCUACUGGAACUGUAAGCUAUGUCAUCCGAGUGCAAUUUGUGAUCGUGAAAAUGAAAGAUGCAUUUGCCCAUCUGGUUUUCGUGGAGAUGGACAAACAUUUUGCGAACAAAUUCCAGUUAGACAAGAUUCCUUGAAAGUCCGAAUAAUGGGAGAAGGUGAAGUAAUGCAUAUAACAGACAUUUCUCAUCCACUGCAAUUAAGAUGUUUCGUAACUGGAAGUGAUCAGUCAUAUUCCGGUCAAUGGAUUCAACCACAUUCUGCUCAAGAAGCGAUAAUAACUAAAACCAGACAACAAGAUGGCUAUGAAAUUUCCCUGCAUAUAAAUCAACCUACAAUAACCGAUAGUGGGCGAUAUGAGUGUCGUGCUGGGAAUGUUGCUGCUUUCAUAGAUGUAAAUGUGGAAGAAUCAUCGAUUCCUUUCACUGUACUACUGACAAGUGAUGAUGGAAUUUUGAUGACACAAUCUACCGAUUCUAAUAUCAGCAAAGCUACUUUAUGGAAUAUUGCUGAAAACAACAAAUAUGGUCGUGUCUCCAUGGUUGGUGAUUGUAAUAAUCAACGAAUUAUCUACACAUCUGAUUAUGGUCAUGCUAUCCGAUGGGGUGAUUCAAACUCUGGACAAAAUAAAUUAGUAACAAAAGAAAUUUACACGUCCCAAGUCAGUCGAUUUCGUAAUUUAGCUGCAGAUUCAUUGUCUGGAAAUGUAUUUGCAUGGGAUGAAGCCUAUGGAAAAAUUAUGGUAUUUAAUCCUGAUAAACCAAAUAUUUAUUAUACACUUGGAAAUUUACAUAGUUUAACUUCUUCGGAACAACAGAAUUUCGCUGGACUAGCUUUACAUUCUACAUUAGGUCUUAUGUACUGGGCAAUAUACACAGACGGUUGGAGACCGAAUGGUACAAUCCAAGUAGCUUCAAUGUCCGGUGAAAAUGAAGAGCAAUUAUUACAAUUAACUGGUGAGCCAUUAGCAAUUAGUAUAUCACCAGCAACACCAGUGAAUGGUAAUUCCGCUGGAAAAUUAUGUUGGAUGCAAAGAUCUUCUAAAGGAAUGUAUGGAUUAGUUACGGAAUUACACUGUGCACGAUUAGGUCAAACAGGAAGAGAGAUAUUAACCAAUGAGAAAAUAAGAGAAUUUAGUCCUUCUGAAGAACCAUCAUUUGGUAUGACACAAUAUAAAGGAACAUUAUUAUGGACAGAUGCUUCAAAGACAGUGUAUUACUCUAUUAAUCCUGAUCGCCGGAUACGUGUGCGUUAUGUCUGUUGUUCCAAUCGUUUCCAAGCCCUAUCAGUAUUAGGUGAUUGUCCACAAGCUUCAACUAAUCCAUGCACUUAUUCUAAUGGACGUUGUCGUUUUAUUUGUUUACCGAAUGAUGGUGGUAGAUCACGUACAUGUGUAUGUCCAGAUAAUGAGCCUGGAUGUCAUAAAGAAAUGUAAAAUGUAUCAAUUAUAACUAAAUGAAAUGAUAAAUCCAUUUUUAUCCCAGUUCAUAUUUUUCAACUUAUAUCCACCUUAUGUUUAUGUUACUGAUGUCGUUCAAUCUUCAAAGCUCUAUGUUAUUCACACAAUGAUUCGUCAGUAAAUUUAAAUUUCCUUUUUACAAUUUCAAUAUCAUACGUUACGUUUAGAUAUUCACAAAAGUUGUUUUCGUUUAAAAUUCAAACAUUGUUUGGUAAGGUUUAUUCUUGAAAUGCAAAUCUUUGUCUUACAUUUUAGAACACUUGCAUGUUGUAUUUUAUUUUACUUAUCUAUGUCAAUUGGAAGAGUUACAAUGAAAAUAGGUUAAAUAAUCUAAAAUAAUUUUAUCUAAUUAACUGCAUUCGUAUUCGUCAACUUAAAGCUGAUAUUCAUUAAUUGAAUACUUUUCUUAGAACUAGUUUCUUAUGUAUUAUUCAAACUUCGGUGUCACUAUGUGCU
This is a messenger RNA of Schistosoma turkestanicum, 2610 nucleotides long. NCBI's taxonomy places the organism in Eukaryota, Metazoa, Platyhelminthes, Trematoda, Strigeidida, Schistosomatidae. The record is from the annotation of a GenBank genome assembly.